UCUUAUCCAUCAUCAUCAAUCACAGAUGCUAUUUUAAAACCCCCCAUCACCGCUAUCUUCAUCUGAUCAUUAGUCUUUACUUUGUAAGUUAGUGAAUUUAAAGGACUCUACUUUGCUGAUGGAGGAUUUUAGUCUACCAAAAGAUGCCCUUUUUCUUGGAUUUGAUAGCUCUACACAGUCAUUGAAGGCCACUGUGUUGGAUUCUAACCUCUGCAUCGUGACAUCAGAAAUAGUUAAUUUUGAUUCUGAAUUGCCACAUUACAAAACCAAAGAUGGUGUAUAUAGAGAUGCAUCAGUUAACGGCAGAAUCGUUUCUCCUACCCUAAUGUGGAUUGAAGCAUUAGACCUCAUUCUUAAAAGACUUAAAGAUUCAAAGGAACUCGAUUUCAAGAAAAUUGUUGCUGUUUCGGGCAGUGGGCAGCAACACGGCAGUGUGUAUUGGAAGAAGGGUGGUUCCGGGAUCUUAUCAUCUUUGGAUCCUAACAAGCCUUUGAUUGAUCAAUUUGGUCAAGCAUUUUCAACGAAAGAAUCUCCUAUUUGGAUGGAUAGUAGCACUACAGAACAAUGUAGGGCUAUUGAGAAGGCCGUGGGUGGUGCAUUGGAGUUAUCUACACUGACUGGAUCUCGAGCGUAUGAGCGGUUCACUGGUCCACAGAUACGAAGGAUAUUUGAAAUCCAACCUGAAGUUUAUAACGGUACGGAACGUAUCUCGUUGGUGAGCUCGUUUAUGGCAUCUAUUCUUAUAGGAGGAUAUGCCUGCAUUGAUUAUACGGAUGGUGCUGGUAUGAAUUUGAUGGAUAUCAAGGAGAGAGCUUGGUCAAAGCAAGUUUUAGAGGCAACAGCUCCUGGUUUGGAGGGAAAACUUGGGAAGUUGGCUCCUGCCCAUUCAGUUGCAGGCAUUAUUGCUCCAUAUUUUGUUGAGAGGUACCAAUUCAACAAGGAGUGUUUGGUUAUUCAAUGGUCUGGAGAUAAUCCCAACAGCUUGGCAGGAUUGACCAUUAACACACCAGGGGAUUUGGCAGUCAGUCUGGGCACCAGCGAUACUGUAUUUGGGAUAACAAUGGACCAUAACCCAAGCCUAGAAGGACAUGUUUUUCCAAACCCUGUUGACCCUGAAAGUUACAUGGUUAUGUUAUGCUACAAGAAUGGGUCUCUAACUCGUGAAGAUAUACGUGAUCGUUGUGCGGAUAAAUCAUGGGAUGUUUUUAAUCAGUCCUUAAAGCAAGCUCCGCCCUUAAAUGGUGGAAAGAUAGGUUUCUAUUACAAGGAUCAUGAAAUACUCCCUCCCCUCCCAAUCGGUUACCAUCGAUAUAUACUGAAAAAUUUCAAAGAAGACACAUUGGAUGGCAUCAUUGAACAUGAAGUAAAGGAGUUCGAUUCCCUUUCCGAGAUUCGAGCACUUAUUGAAGGUCAAUUCCUGUCCAUGAGAGGCCAUGCAGAAAGAUUUGGAAUGCCAUCUCCUCCAAAACGAAUAAUUGCAACAGGUGGGGCAUCAGCAAACCAUGGCAUUUUGAGGGAGCUAGCUAACAUUUUUGGAUGUAAUGUCCACACCGUGCAAAGACCAGAUUCGGCUUCAUUAGGUGCUGCAUUGAGGGCUGCCCAUGGUUGGCUGUGCAAUAAUAAGGGCAGUUUCGUGCCGAUUACUUCCAUGUAUAAAGAGAAGUUAGAGAAGACGGCUUUUGGAUGUAAACUUGUUGCAACAGCUGAAGACGAUAAACUCGUUGCAAAAUAUGCGCUUUUGGUAAAGAAACGGAUGGAGAUUGAAAACCAGCUUGUUCAUAAAUUAGGAAGAUGAGAUCCAGUAUGAGCAUUUGAUUAUAAUGAAGUUCUGUUUUAUGUAUAGUUCAGGUGGUUCUUUAGAUGCUAGUAAUAAGCCCGGUUGAAUUUAGUGAAAGUAAUAGAAAUUUGAAAGUUAACAGAAUCA
Erigeron canadensis is the source of this 1924-nucleotide messenger RNA. Its product is annotated as xylulose kinase 2. Gene Ontology annotation, molecular function: D-xylulokinase activity. Lineage: Eukaryota; Viridiplantae; Streptophyta; Magnoliopsida; Asterales; Asteraceae. The transcript is spliced from 12 exons. Gene Ontology annotation, cellular component: cytosol. The coding region runs from base 119 to 1795 and encodes 558 amino acids. The record is from RefSeq and is a predicted model, not a curated record. Gene Ontology annotation, biological process: D-xylose metabolic process; xylulose metabolic process.